Strigops habroptila (Kakapo) is the source of this 1140-nucleotide messenger RNA. RefSeq names its product opsin-5-like. The record is from RefSeq and is a predicted model, not a curated record. NCBI's taxonomy places the organism in Eukaryota, Metazoa, Chordata, Aves, Psittaciformes, Psittacidae. Gene Ontology annotation, biological process: G protein-coupled receptor signaling pathway. Gene Ontology annotation, cellular component: membrane. The transcript is spliced from 5 exons. Gene Ontology annotation, molecular function: G protein-coupled receptor activity.
AUGGUGAUUCCAAAAAUAGUGUGGUUUUUAACUUGUCAUAUUCUAAGUCCAUUUACUGAAAAGCGGUGGCUGUAUGGGAAACACCUUUGCUUGUUCUAUGCAUUUUGUGGGGUGUUGUUUGGGAUCUGCAGUCUCUCAACACUGACAUUACUGAUCACUGUUUGCUGCCUCAAAAUUUGUUAUCCAGCUUAUGGCAACAGGUUCAAGAGAGAACAUGGACAAAUCUUGAUAGCCUGUGCUUGGACUUACGCAGCAGUUUUUGCCUGGUCUCCCUUAGCUCACUGGGGAGAAUACGGAGCAGAGCCAUAUGGCACAGCCUGCUGCAUUGACUGGCGUUCCACCAAUGUAAAUGUCAUGGCCAUGUCUUACACAUUAGUCCUCUUUGUUUUCUGUUUUAUUCUCCCUUGCGGAGUAAUUGUGACUUCCUACUCUCUUAUUCUGGUAACUGUGAAAGAAUCCAGGAAAGCAGUGGAACAGCACGUCUCCAGCCCCACCAGGAUGAGCAAUGCGCAAACCACUACUGUAAAGCUGAGUGUUGCUGUGUGCAUUGGGUUUUUUGUUGCCUGGAGCCCUUAUGCUACCAUUGCCAUGUGAGCAGCUUUUGGAUCAAUAGAUAAGAUUCCUCCAUUAGCCUUUGCUGUGCCAGCCGUCUUUGCAAAGUCCUCCACAUUCUACAAUCCAGUUAUCUACCUCCUCCCGAAGCCGAAUUUCCGAAACACCAUUGCCAAAGAUUUCAUAGUUCUUCAACUGUUGUUCAUCAGGAGCUGCUUUUCUGUCAAGGCACCGCAGAACUACAGAUCAACUGUGAACACCACCCAGAGAACUUUUAAGGGCAAAGCCGAAUCCAGUUGUAAUUCUCCUCCAAUUGUGGAAGAAUGUUCUUUCUUCUCCCGUGAAAAGUGCAGUGAUAGUUUCAAAUGCUUUCAAAGCUAUCCAAAAUGCUGCCAGGAAAGCCUAAGUGCUAUGGAAUGCCCUCUUCAAGAAACUGUGUCCUUGGAGAGCAACCUCCAAGCAAAAGUGAGACAGGCCACUAAGAAGUCAGUAAAGGUGCUUGUGAGAGGAGAAAAAAGCACUGUAAUCAAUUCCUUGGAAAUCGCCUUGGGAGCAGUACCUGUGUGUCGUACAUUUACAGACCUCUAG